Molecule: messenger RNA, 1610 nt
Organism: Dipodomys ordii (Ord's kangaroo rat)
Lineage: Eukaryota; Metazoa; Chordata; Mammalia; Rodentia; Heteromyidae
Gene: Vat1l
Product: vesicle amine transport 1-like
Exons: 9
Coding region: 1-1110 (369 amino acids)
Molecular function (GO): oxidoreductase activity; zinc ion binding
Source: RefSeq, a predicted model, not a curated record
AUGGGGAGGGGGCUAACAGCCAUCGUUCACCAAGGCCAAGACCUCACACUGCUCAUGGAGUACACAAUACACCUGAACUCCAGUGGAUUGAACUUCAUUGACCUGAUGGUACGACAGGGAAAUAUCGACAACCCUCCCAAGACUCCCCUGGUGCCAGGAUUUGAAUGUUCUGGAAUUGUUGAAGCUCUGGGGGACAGCGUGCAAGGCUAUGAGAUCGGGGACCGUGUGAUGGCCUUUGUCAAUUAUAAUGCCUGGGCAGAGGUGGUGUGCACGCCAGCGGAGUUUGUCUACAAGAUCCCAGAUGACAUGACCUUCUCCGAGGCGGCCGCCUUCCCCAUGAACUUCGUCACCGCCUACAUGAUGCUCUUUGAGGUCGCCAACCUCCGGGAAGGGAUGUCCGUGCUGGUGCACUCAGCCGGUGGUGGAGUGGGUCAAGCUGUGGCUCAGCUGUGCUCCACUGUCCCCAAUGUGACUGUCUUUGGGACCGCUUCUACUUUCAAGCACGAAGCAAUCAAAGACUCCGUGACUCACCUGUUUGACAGGAAUGCAGACUACGUGCAAGAAGUGAAAAAGAUCUCUGCUGAGGGCGUGGACGUCGUGUUGGACUGCCUGUGUGGGGACAACACUGGCAAGGGUCUCAGUCUUCUGAAACCCCUGGGGACCUACAUUUUAUACGGCUCAUCCAACAUGGUAACUGGAGAGACCAAGAGUUUCUUCAGCUUUGCAAAAUCAUGGUGGCAGGUGGAGAAGGUGAACCCCAUUAAGCUGUAUGAAGAGAAUAAAGUCAUCGCGGGCUUCUCCCUUUUAAACCUGCUCUUCAAACAGGGCCGAGCCGGCCUCAUUCGAGGAGUGGUGGACAAACUCCUGGGACUCUACAACCAGAAGAAGAUCAAGCCCAUGAUGGACUCCUUAUGGGCCCUGGAGGAGGUGAAGGAAGCCAUGCAACGGAUCCAUGACCGAGGAAAUAUUGGGAAGUUAAUUCUGGAUGUGGAAAAGACCCCGACUCCACUGAUGGCCAAUGAUAGCACAGAGACCAGCGAGGCAGGGGAGGAAGAGGAGGACCACGAAGGGGACGGGGAAAACAAAGAGCGGAUGCCCUUCAUCCAGUGAGCCAGGCCCCUGCGGGACAACAAUGAAGGAUGAGGAAUGGCUACGAGAACUCUUCCGUGCCCCAGUGAACAAAUGCUGUAGUCCAGUGCGUGUCGUGUUUGUCUGCAGUCAGCCGAGCUAAGAACUUAGUGAUCACUGUUGUGGUAUUUUGUUCUGUUUUCUUUUCUUUUUUUUGGGGGGGGGGAAUUAAGUGCCAGUCCCAUUUCAUGCAGUAUUAUGUCUCUUUUGUCUGUGUAUCACAUGCUCUUCCCUUCUGCCCUGUAUCAAACCCACCCGUCUAUGAGUCCUUCUUGAACGUUCGAGAAUAGCCUUGCAAAUGAACACCAGCCCCACAGGCCUGAAAGACCAGGCCUGGAGGGGGCCAGGUGUGGUCCCAGUGUGUCAUCCAGGUCCUGAUAUUCUUCAGGCCAGUGACACUGUAAGCCACCAGCCAGCCAAGCCUCUGGCAGCAAGAGAGUAGGCCCAAAGGGUAUGCCUGGGGUGUGGAAACAUCCCCAUAG